AUGUCGAUGCUCACGCCUUCGCUAUCGGAGACGCCCGAGACGCCUUCUGAGGCUGAGACGCCUGAGUCGCCUUCUGAGAGGUCAUCUGGGUCGGCCGCCGCCGCAACUCCGGUCAACAAUGCCGCUGAAAUAGCAUAUCUUGAUGCCGUGAUCGACGAUAGUUUGAUUCCGUUGUUCUCCAGCAGCAGUUUCUCAGAGGAUGACGACGGCGCUGAGGAUGGUGAUGAUGAGGAUGGAGCCGGCGAAGCUGGUCAAAGCAGCGCUCCCCAGCCCAUAUCUGCUGCAAAGAAGAAGAAUAAAAGGAGGGGAACUGCGGCCCGAGGCCCAACAGCGCUGCCCAGAAACCGGGGCAAUGGAUUUGAAGAGUAUUAUGCGGAUCCGCCUAUGACUCCCGCAGAAGCUCUGGAGGAGAAACAAGAGAUUUAUCAUCCAGACAUUCCUUUUGAAAAGCGAAUGCAGUCGUGUAUCCAGCGUUAUCGCUCUCGUCGUCGUCUCCAGCACAACAAAAUUCUCUUCUUUGACGAGUACCUUUUCCUUGGCGGCGUAGAUACAUCCCCGGGAGCAUACAAUGGGCUCGAUCCAAAGGAGCUCAAGCUGCUCACGGCCGCACAGCGUAAAGAAGCUACAACCAGGCAUGUAAUCCACGAAGGCUCUUCAGCAGGCGAACGAUUCUAUGACGGAGACGCAACGAAAUGGGUCGUGGACUUCUCAAGCGUGGUAGCAGGCUUCUUCUCUACGACUAUCAUACCCUUGACUGGCCUUCAAAGCGGCCCGCUGGAGGAGGCAAUAGACGUGGUGGAAAACUUCCUCCGCUACAUCCUUCAUCACGAUGUCUGCCCCGAGUAUGAGGAGGAUGUGAAGGGAGCAAUGAAGAUCUGCCAAGCAGCCAGAGAAGAAUGGCCAAUGUUAAACGCUCUGCAGACGGCGCUUCCGGGGCUCAUCAACCUGGCUGCUACUGAACUCUUCUCCACGCCCGAUACCGGCGCCUGGGCUUUUCACCUAUUCAAGGUGCAUCCUGGAUUUGAACCAAAGUCGGUUUUCUAUUCAUGCAUCGCCAUGCUUGAAGAUACGGCGCCAUUUGAGUAUCUCUCUGACCACCGUGCUACGCUUCGCGAACAAUACGAGUGCACAGCAGAGGUAGUAAGAGUAACUCCUCCCAGUGAAGGAACCAUUGACCGGUUCAAUUGCCUCCGAAUUAUGACCGAAGAGGGUACACCAAAUCUCCCUCUCGCGCCUAUUGGCACAAUUACACUCAGGCAAGCUGUUAUCGAAGACGGAUGGGUCCAUCCAGACACGCCGCAUCCUCUGGCAACAAGGAAUAUUGAGCUGUAUUUUGAGCAAAACAUUCUGGAAAACCUCAGGCCAGGCAUGAAGAUGACACUGGAGAUUGGUGAGAUUGGAGGUGGAAUCAAUUUUGUCAGGAGUAUUCGCAACAUCGUCCCAUCCUUCUACACGUUUCUGCCCCAGGAACUGAUGAGAGGCUUCAAGCCCCCGCGCGAGAAUGAUCGUCCUGCGCCAUCUAUUCGCGAUCCUUCCAUAGAGGACAACCAGGCAGUUGAAGAUUAG
This is a messenger RNA of Trichoderma gamsii, 1566 nucleotides long. RefSeq lists its product as hypothetical. Lineage: Eukaryota; Fungi; Ascomycota; Sordariomycetes; Hypocreales; Hypocreaceae. The record is from RefSeq and is a predicted model, not a curated record. Gene Ontology annotation, cellular component: ARC complex. The coding region runs from base 1 to 1566 and encodes 521 amino acids. The transcript has 4 exons. Gene Ontology annotation, biological process: regulatory ncRNA-mediated gene silencing.